GUUCUAGGUGGUUGGACAUUAUAACCUCAGCCCACGCUGCGCUCUCUUCCUCUCUUUUUUCUUUUUUCUGCUUCUUAUUAGCAAUAACAACAACAACAACAACAACAACAGCAACGCUCAAGGCAUAUAUAUCGUCGCUUUCUCUUCUCUCUCGUUUUCCCCUCUUUUACUUCUUUUUAUCCGUCCGUCUUCUUUACCAUUUCUCACUAUUUCCCUCGCCGCACACAUCCGUUAUACACCACAAAUACACAGCAACAACAAAAGUAAUACUACUAAUAUGCAGCCGUCGUCAGCAGCAGACUUUUCACCUAUCCACGAACCCACCUACUUUGCACAAAGACGCUCCAGUAUACCCCAAAAUAGUGAAAAGAAUCCAUUUUCCAUGCUGCUGACCGGUCAUUCUUUGACUCCAUGGAAGAGUGCCGACAGUCUCGUCGUCACCCCAACCAGCAAUGCAACCAGCAUCACCACCACCACCGGUGCCAGUAAUAGUACAACCGACUUGGAACGACCACCAGCAGCAACACGGUCUUCGAUGCGACGCUCCAAUGGUUAUCCGUCCGUAUACCCUACAACCACUACUGUGACUUCUCCAACGAAUGACCAUGAACAAUCACAACCAUCUUCUGGAUUGACAGAACGCAUUCGCAAAUUCUCCUUUUCGCGCCAACCACACACUACUACUAAUAAUAAUAAUAACAGCCAACUGUUGCACCCAAUCAACAACAGUAGUCAAGUACAACAGUCAAGUACACCGUCCUCGCCUAGACUUCCUCCACCAUUAUUACAUCAGCAAAAUGACGUAGUAAUGACCAACACUAUCAACAAGGACUAUGACCCUGCGACGGGCAACAAGGUUAUCAACAAGUACAUGAUUAUCAAAGAAAUCGGUCGAGGUGUCCAUGGAAAAGUCAAACUUGCUGAAGAUAUCGAAACGGGUGAACUAGUGGCCAUUAAAAUUGUCGACAAGCGAACCCGACGACGGCAACUUGGAUACAGUCUGUUACGUGGCAACAGUCAACAGCAUGUCCGCUCUGGACUGGAUGGACUCAAAAAGCAGACUGAUUUGCCGCAGUACAGAGAGAACGAACAAAAGAUUCGGCGUGAGAUUGCCAUUUUGAAAAAGUGUGCCCAUCCACACGUUGUCAGGCUACGUGAAGUGAUUGAUGAUCCUGCCAGUCGAAAAAUAUAUAUGGCGCUGGAGUAUAUGGAAGGCGGAGAGAUCGAAUGGCGCGACGAGAAUGAAAUGCCGGUUUUAUCGAUCGACGAGGCGCGUAGCGUAUUCAGAGACGUUGUAAGCGGUCUAGAUUAUCUCCAUUAUCAAGGCAUCAUUCAUCGCGAUAUCAAACCAGCCAAUUUGCUAUUGACAAAUGAUCUAGUUGUUAAAAUCUCGGAUUUUGGCGUCUCAUAUUUCAAUGAGUUAUUGGCUGGCGACGGACAACGGUCCACGACUACGACGAGUGAUACUAGUCGCGUGGAUCGCGAGUUGGCAGAGACUGCAGGCACACCUGCAUUCUUUGCUCCAGAACUUUGUUGUGCAGGCGACAUGCCGCUCAGUCCCACGACCAGUCUGGAUAGUCAUAGCAGUAACCAUAGUGUCGCUAAAGAAGGACCAGGCAACGACGAAAGUAAUAGAGAUAGCACUCACAGUGGUAACAGCAACAACAACAACAACAACAAUAGCGACAAAGUAUCACAUUAUCGGCCCCGGAUCACCAAAGCCAUCGAUGUGUGGGCACUGGGAGUGACCCUGUAUUGUUUUAUCUUUGGUCAGUGUCCAUUCACGGCAGCCACAGAAUUCGAACUGUUCGAUACGAUACCCACAGAGCCAUUGAGGUUUCCGGACCCGGAAGAGAUUGGAUUCGACAUUUCUGAUGAGCUCAAACAUCUUUUGCAUCGGUUAUUAACAAAGAAUCCAGAUGAGCGUAUCACGCUCGAACAAGUCAAGCAUCAUCCUUGGGUGAUUGAGGACAUUGAGGAUCCACAAGCAUGGUGGGAAGAAGCAGAUCCUCGACGGUACAAGGCCGUUGAAGUCACUGAUGAAGAGGUCACUCAAGCAGUGACGAUCAUGGACCGUCUCCGCAAGUCAAUUCAAAAACUGUCAUCGUCGCUUUCCAACUUGACACACGGUAUUACGCGACGACGAUCCAAAAGCGUUUCAUCUCAACCACAACAGCAGCAGCGACCGUCUGUUCCUUCAUCUAAAGCAGCAGCAGCAGCAGCAGCCCAUCACCAUCAACAGCAACAGGAACAGCAACCUGUGGUAGAACCACUUAUGCAUGGCAAAUCAUCUUUUUCGACAUCCUUCAUUCCACCUAACAACAAUAAUAAUAGUCAUAGACAACAACCACAUUCACUAUCAUCAUCAUCAUCAUCCAAUAUUAUGCGACCCAUUUCAUGUCUUUCCGAUGAUACACAGUAUAGUCAUCCUCAUCAUCACCGACACCAUCAUCAUCAUCAUCAUCAUCGUGGUUCUGAUAUAUAUCCUGAUCUGGAGGAAGAGGACGAGGAGGAUUUAUACGAAGAAGGACCAGAAGGUUAUGAUCAUCUUCAUCAUCAUCAUCGUUCAUACAAUCAACAUCAUCCACAACAACAAUUGCAACAUCGACCCAGUUUGGAUCGACAAGCAUCCUCUGCUUCGUCUUCCUCGGGAUUGGGCAUUACCAUUAGUCGAUAUCGUGGCGGAUUGACGCCUCAAGUCCCUCCUUCGUCGUAUCACCCAGCAUCUCAAUAGUAGAUAUCACACACAAACACACACACACACACACAUAUAUAUAUAUAUAUUUUAUACACACCACAGACAAGACAUACAUAAUCCAACCUUUCUUAUCACGCAUUCUCCUCUUCAAGUUAUAUCUUUUUUUUUAACACAACUCACUUAAUAAUACACGCUUGCGUAUAUACAACACGCACAA
Messenger RNA from Zychaea mexicana, 2915 nucleotides. Its product is annotated as kinase-like domain-containing protein. Gene Ontology annotation, cellular component: cytoplasm. Gene Ontology annotation, biological process: intracellular signal transduction; protein phosphorylation. The transcript is spliced from 5 exons. Bases 278 to 2734 code for a protein of 818 amino acids. The record is from RefSeq and is a predicted model, not a curated record. Lineage: Eukaryota; Fungi; Mucoromycota; Mucoromycetes; Mucorales; Lichtheimiaceae. Gene Ontology annotation, molecular function: protein serine/threonine kinase activity; ATP binding.